Closterium sp. NIES-67 is the source of this 2289-nucleotide messenger RNA. The record is from the annotation of a GenBank genome assembly. Lineage: Eukaryota; Viridiplantae; Streptophyta; Zygnematophyceae; Desmidiales; Closteriaceae.
UGGGUCCGAUGGUAGCGCACGGCACGGCAGGCUUGGAGAUUUUCCGCGGGGUCGCCUCCGCUUUCCGCGGCAGCGCGCAGCUCAAAGCCUCCGCUCCGCGCAUUCCCGCUAUUCCGUGCAGAACGCCAUAUAAUAGUAGACAGGACCCAGAGAGAGCCGAUCCUUGCGGACACAGUAGUGAACAGCCCACAGCUUUCGAAGCGGUCUCUCGGCUCGCUAAGAUCGGCUCGGCUCCCGCUUGAUGAUUAGCUUUCAGCUCGACCUCAGUUGUCGACGCUUGCUUUCCAGCUCCUGUGCUACCACCUCGAGUCUUAUUCUUAAGGUGCCUCGGAAAUAAAAUCGGUUCGUGUGCUGCCAUUUCUAGUCCUUGUUCUAAUCCCUGUAGAGUGCAUUGCGAUCGAGAAGGUCGUUAACGCAGCAAUUAGUACCGCGGAUUAAUCGCCUCUCUCGCAUCAGUCUGUGGCCUUAGAGAUCAACGGCUGAGAUCGCAUCGGACAAUGCGGCCGGAGGAAGGCGUAGCAGCGAGGUUACCAGCAAGCGAUAAUUUCGCCACUCCUCACAACGACUUCGCCGCUGUGAAGGAUUUCACUGCAGGCGUCGCCGCUGGCGUGGCUCUCGUCGUCACCGGCCAUCCGUUCGAUACCGUCAAGGUCAAGCUGCAAGCCAGCAACGCCGCGUCGCCAGCGUCGCUAGGGGCGCCCCAGUAUCGCUCGGCGUGGCAGUGCACGUCGCACAUUCUCCGCACCGAAGGGAUCCCUGGCCUAUACCGUGGUGCCACGUCAUCAUUCGUGGGUGUGGCGGUUGAGAGCUCCCUGCUGUUCGGCUCCUACACUCAAAUAAAGACAGCCCUGCAGGGCGGGGAGCGGUCAGCCCCCAGCGCAGGCACGGUGGCGACGGCAGCAGGGCUGGCAGGUGGACUCAUCAGCUUCGUGCUCUGCCCCACGGAGCUCGUCAAGUGUCGCCUUCAAGUGCAAGCCAAGACCCCGGCUCUCACCCCUGCCGCUUCCAUAUCAACAGCAGCAGCAGCAGGAGCAACAGCGCCAGCAGCUGCAGCUGCUGCUUCUAAACGCGCCCCUGCCAUGGCUCACCUAACCCCUUCGUUCGCUGCUGCCGCUCACCAUCCCGCCACUGCUGCCACCACUCCCUUUGCCGCUAGCUCUGCCUUCCCUUCCCUAGCACGGUCAGCAGCAGCAGCAGCAGUGUCUCAGCAGAUUCGCUCGCAGCAGCAUUCCCAGCCGCAGCAUUUGCAGCUGCCGCAGCGGGUGUUAGCGGGUGCGGGUCACUACAAGGGGCCUUGGGACUGCGUUGUACAGACGGUCAAGACCAAUGGGCCGCAGGGGUUGUUCCGUGGCCUGGCAGCAACGGCGUGGCGCGAGUCGCUGGGAAACGUGUGCUUCUUCCUCACGUAUGAAGCAAUCAAACAUCGAUUGCUGCCGGCGCUCACUCACUCCCACACUCGCACACCACCCUCCCACCACGCCUCUCCUUCGUCCUUCUCAGAUCUCGCAAUGCUUGAGAGCGCGAGAGGAGAGGGGGAGGGGAAUGCGAUGGGGGCUGGGAGCCGGCAGAGCAGUGCUGAGAGCAGCAGCAGCAGUGAGGGCCUCAGCAGACUAGACUUGACCACGGCGAUGGGAGGGGGAGCGGAGGGGGGACGGGAAGGGGGUGCUUCAGGGGCAGGCGGGAUGAGCGAGUGGCAGAGAGUAGCGGCUGAGGCUGCUACGGCCAUCGCCAGUGGCGGAAUAGCCGGCAUCGUGUUCUGGUCGGCAGUGCUGCCCUUUGACGUGAUCAAGACGCGCAUCCAGACGGCAGACGCCUCGGCAUCGCCAGCCUCGCUGCGCAUGCUCAGCCAGUGCAAAGCGAUUCUGAGGGAGAGUGGCAUCCGGGGGUUCUAUGCCGGUCUCGUGCCCACGCUCUCCCGCGCCUUCCCGGCCAACGCUGCGGCUGUUGUUGCCUGGGAGCUCACCUCCAGACUCCUGGGGGUGUCAAAUGCUUAGCGGGUGUCUUCUGGGUGCCGACUGGUACGGUACCACUCAAGGAGAGUGGCAUCAGGUGAGGGGGUUCUGUGCCGCUCUAGUGCGCAGCCACACUCCUGCGCCCUCCCGGCAAAUGCUGGUGCUGUUGUCGCCUGGGAGUUCACCUCAAGACUAUUGGGGGGGUGUCAAACGCUUGGUGGCAACCUUGGAAAGUAAGAAAUAUGGUGCUCAAAUGUACCAUAUUGAGCGCCAAUUGGAUAUAUGUGCAAUACAACUUGGAAUGUUGUAUUUGUGCUUAUAAAAUGGCCUUCAAUUG